Molecule: messenger RNA, 1623 nt
Organism: Thermothielavioides terrestris NRRL 8126
Lineage: Eukaryota; Fungi; Ascomycota; Sordariomycetes; Sordariales; Chaetomiaceae
Exons: 8
Coding region: 1-1623 (540 amino acids)
Biological process (GO): transmembrane transport
Molecular function (GO): transmembrane transporter activity
Source: RefSeq, a predicted model, not a curated record
AUGCAACAUCCAAGAGUGACCCCGGAGAGCUCGACAGCAGAGAGUGAGCUUUCUGCUGGUACGGCUGACUCGGCCGAGAAGAGAGGUGCUCUGGAGACCGGCCAUGCGACACCGGCACAAACCGGGACAACACUUCCAGCUGAGAAGGACGAAGAACACGAGCCAGACUAUCCCACCGGUCUCAAGCUAUUCAUGAUUGGGUUUGGCUUAUGUCUUGCAGUCCUCUGCAGCAACCUGGACCGCUCGAUCCUAGGCGUCGCCACGCCCCAGAUCACGACCGACUUUGGCUCGUUCGGAGACAUCGGCUGGUACGGCGCAGCGUAUCUGCUGACGUCGUGCUGCUCGCAGAUGCUCUACGGGAAGGUGUACGCACACUUCGACGUCAAGCGCAUCUUCCUGUCCGCCCUCGCCGUCUUCGAGAUCGGGUCCGUCCUGUGCGCUGCCGCGCCCAGCUCGGAUUGCCUCAUUGUCGGCCGCGCCGUUGCCGGUCUCGGCGCCACGGGUAUCUCGACCGGCGCUCUCUUGAUCAUUUCCAGGAGUAUGCCUGUCUCCCAACGACCCAAGUACACGGCCAUGGUUGGAGCAGCCAUGGGAGUUACGUUAGUCAUCGCGCCCUUUUUGGGUGGCGUCUUGACCGACAAGGUGACAUGGAGAUGGUGCUUUUGGAUCAAUCUUCCGCUCGGGGGUUUGACGUUAAUUAUCACCUUCUUCCUUGUCCGCCUUCCUGAAAAGUCCGGGCAGGACGAGGCCAUUUCGUGGGCACAGUUUGCCCGAAAGCUGGACCUCGUUGGCAACAUCAUUCUUCUCCCGGCCGUUGUUUGUCUCCUCCUGGCGCUACAGUGGGGUGGAGCCAUAUACGCCUGGACCAACUGGAGAUGCAUCCUGCUUCUAUGCAUCUUCAGCGUCGUUUCAGUGAUCUGGGCAGUCAAACAGGUCCGGGGGGGAGACAACAGCACCGUACCCAUGCGCCUCCUCAAGAUUCGGUCCAUCCUCGCAGCCACGUGGUUCGCCUUUUGCCUCUUUGGAAUGCUCUUCAUCCAGUCGUAUUACAUCCCGAUAUGGUUUCAAGCCGUGGGUGGCGACUCCGCCUACACGGCGGGAAUCAGUGAACCACCGCCUCGGUACUACGUCCCUAGCAUGGUUGCCGGCGCAGUCGUUUCCGCGGUCGCGAGUGGCCUCAUGCUGAGAUUCGGGCUUGACACCAGCACGGCCUACUGGGCCGUAGCGCUUGUGCUCUCGGGUGUUGGCUUUGGCUUGGGCGGCCAGCAGUGUAUGAUGGUUCCGCAGACCAUUCUCCAGGGCGACGACAUCGCGUUGGGAACCUCUGUGAUCAUGUUCGCCGAAACGCUGUCUGGGUCGGUCUUUCUGGCUGUCUGCGAAAAUGUUUUCGAGACGCGACUCAUUCGCGAGCUCACGGUUCGAGCUCCCGCUGCCAAUCCCGCUGCUGUUAUCGCCAACGGGGCCUCGGGGCUGCGAUCGGCUAUGUCAAAGCUGUACGAUCCACAGACUGUUGAUGGCAUCCUUGACUCUUUCGUGGAGGCGCUACAGCCUGUGUGGACCAUAGGCUUGGUGCUGGCGGCGCUGAGCCUGGCAGACACGUCGCUGCGCGGCGCUGCCCCUUAA